This is a messenger RNA of Lichtheimia ornata, 2622 nucleotides long. RefSeq lists its product as uncharacterized. Lineage: Eukaryota; Fungi; Mucoromycota; Mucoromycetes; Mucorales; Lichtheimiaceae. The record is from RefSeq and is a predicted model, not a curated record. The coding region runs from base 1 to 2622 and encodes 873 amino acids. Gene Ontology annotation, biological process: protein dephosphorylation. Gene Ontology annotation, molecular function: protein serine/threonine phosphatase activity. The transcript has 3 exons.
AUGGAAGGCGUUGACACAGAACUCAAGGAUCUCAACCUAUCCGAUCAAUUGCGGUCCAAUUCCUCUUUCAUGAAGAUUGCUGCGACUCUCUUUCAUUAUGGAAACCAGUCGAUGAAUGCUGCCCAAUUGGUCACUGCCGUCAGGGCACUCAAUCUGCUUCCGCUUAGAGGAGAAACCCCCAAGAGUACCAUUCAAGGUAUCAUUUCGACGUCUCGCAAGCAAGCCAGGGAUUUGAAGCAACCUGAUCCGUUUACUAUCCACAAGGAGAAUUCGGGACGACAGGCCAAGUACUCGAUUUCCGAUACGGUGUUGAAUGGCGUCAAAGUACCAGAGCCCUUGGAGAUACCGGAUGAGCCUAUCAUUCUCAAGCCUGUGGAGAGUUCAAGUGGUAGUUUUGCCUCCUCGUAUUCACUGGGCAAGCGUCAAAGGAAAUCACCAAAGUAUUACACACCUGAAGCUCUCCGCAAAGCCAAGAAUCGUCGUGCUAGAGCCGCCAAGCUGCGUCGGAAGAACAAGGAAGGAUUCAGUGGUGCCGAAUCUGACAGCAACUCGGAUGUGGAUGUGGAUAUGGAUGAAGACCUUGAUUUCAUGUCAAUGGCAUCAUCGGAUGAAGAGGAUUCUCAAGUCAACACACAACCAGAAGAAGACACUAUCAGCGGCUAUUCUCUUCUUUAUUCUGCACCCCCGGCUGAUCAAGAUUACAUCGACCCUAUCAAUUUUGAAGACUAUGGUGUCGCAUCGUACUUUGCCAUUGCACAACAAAAAGGCUAUUCGUAUCCACGUUUUCGGUCACAUGACAAGAUCAAGAUCCCCAAAGUUCAUUGCGAAGACAAGUUCCGUGUCACUGAUGUCAUCUCCAAUGCUACUCAACGUGCUAUUGGGCGCCUUUUCAUUCUUGCUGAUGGCCAUGGUGGUCGUGGAUGUUCAGAGUACUUUGUUCGCAACACACCCGCUGCCGUCCAAAAGUUAUGCAACAACUACGACCCUGAGAAAUUCGACGAUAAGGAUGUACAGAAGCAAUUUGAAAAGGAUAUCAAGAGGAUGGUGGAGGAAAUCGACACAGAAUAUCUAGCAUUGAAAAGGAUACAGCUUGGACGACAUCAGGCAGCAAACAACAAUAAUCACAAUGAUAACAACACCAACUCGGAUCAACAAAAUGAACCAACAGCACCGAAUGAGGAGUUGGACAAUGAUGGAUGUACUUUGAUUCUCAACCUAUUUUUCGGCAAAUGGCUUAUCAAUAUCAAUGUUGGCGAUUCACGUUCAGUAUUAAUAUCCGCACCUAAGCCUGCUGAUACAGUACAAAAAACAGCCGAAGAACUCAACAUGCAUCCUCUCAUUUGCGGUCUUGACAAUGAUUACAAAAUGGACGUUGUGUUUGCAUCUCAGGAUCACAAGCCCUACCUCGAGCAUUUAGCACGUGAGAUUCUUGAAAACGGUGGCGAAUUCAUUGAUUCAGUACAAGAUCGAGUGAUUCGAGUGGAUUUAGACAAAUUACGUGAAGAUGGCAAUCGACAGACAAAGCGUGUAGCAUUGAAAAAUGCACGUAUUCGCCCCAAAUGUUACUCGAGUCAUGAACAGCAACAACAGCAACAGCAACAACAACAACAACAGCAACAAUCUCCCUUAUUGUCGAGCGAUAGCAACACAUCCACACCAGGUUACGCUGCUCAAAGCGCUGUGCGCACUACUGCCAACCAUUCACCUGUUUCCAAUACUACCAACGCAUCCAACAAUAGUACGACCACCACCCCCAAUAACAACAAUGGUGGAUUCUUCAAGGUGCGAUCGCGAGACGAACGUAUACCAUCAUUGAAUGUGGCCCGCUCUUGUGGUGAUCUCGACUUUAAGAUGGACCCUAAAAGGAAGAUCAUUUCUUGUGAACCGGAUGUGUCCUUUUUCCGGAUAUCUGAUUCUAUCAAUACCGAUCCCAACUCAAAGACAUUACUCACAUCCGGCACGAAUAAGGAAAAACGACGACACUUUUUAUUGAUGAGCACGGACGGCUUAUUUGAUUACAUGUAUGAGGAAACACCUGAACGACAAAACAGAGCUGUGGCCAAGGUGUUAGGACCCAUGAUUGAAGAUGGUGAAAAGGUUGGACAUUUACUAUUGGAAGAGGAAGAACGUGUCGGCGGCGAGACGAUUGAACACAACCCAUCACCAAAAAAUGAAUCAGAGACGACAACGACGACGACAACGAAUGAAGAAAAAAUGGCUGAGGAUAAGAAUGAUGCACAAAACAACAACAACAGCAGCAAUCCAAAUACACCCAAUGUUGAACCGAUGGCAGUGGAUCCGGUUGUCAAGAAAGAAGGAGAACAACAGCAAUCCGAAACAAAGCCUGAGUCAUCUUCUUCACCACCACCAUCCUCCUCCCCCUCCUCCUCCAAGGAAAAUGAACAACAACAGUCAUCUGAAGAACAAGAGAAAGAACCAGCACCACCUUUGCCACGUCUUUUCCGAGAACUAAACGAGGAUGAAGCCAAGACACGCAAGAUCCGGGAACGUACCUUGGUGAUGGCAGCACGCUAUUUCGCCAACCGCGAAAGUGUACACGGCUUUUUCGCAUCCACCCUUCAAGAUUAUGACGAUUGUACCAUAGUACUGAUUGAGAUUUGA